AUUAUACAAUUCGAAUUAGGACAAAACUAAAAAUAAAUUAGACAAAACUAAAAAUAAAUUAAUUAAAACACUCCUUUAAAAAAAAUGUCUGAGUGUAGAAAAGAAAUUGUCAUCUGGCAAAAGAAUUUCUUUCGUCGAACUAUGAAUAUCUACGAACCACGAGGUCCCAAAUAUCGUUGCACCCAAUGCAAUGAAAUACUCAACACUAGACUCAGCAUAUUCACUCACUCCAAGAUGCAUUUAAAACCAUUUUGUAUUGUAUGUGGUUUGUACACCCAGAAUCUAGAUCAAAUGCAAAAUCAUAUGAAAAACUUUCAUCGAGAAUUGGUUGAUAUUAUUCCAAUAAUUCCAAAGGUUGUAAAAGAUGAAAAUCAUAAUGAAACAGAAGAGAUAAAUUCCAACAAAAAAAUCCUAAUAGACCCACCGAAGAAACUUAAAAUUCCAAAAGCCAAGAAGACUUGUUUUGGUUAUAACAAGAAUAAGAGCGAUAAACAACAUUUGGUGUCCAGGUUUGGUCGUUGUAUCAAUGUCAAGAUUCCAGCUGAUUUUUAAUUAGUAACUAACAACUUUUUCCUUACAGUAUUCAACUGUAUCUUCUUUUUUUUUUGUACGAGUAUUUAAUCUUUAGUUUAGGUAUUUUUUUUUUAAUUGUUUACAUAUAAAAUAUGUAGCUUGAAUUAUUAUUGAAAAAAAUGAAUUAAUUUAGUUUUUAUUUAAACAUCUUUAGGCUUUUUUGAAAUCUACAAAAUGUUAUGUAUUUUUUUUUUCUUCUGUUAAGUUUUUGAACAGAGUCAAGACCUCGUUUUUGAGUAUUUUUAAGUUUACAAAAUAUGAAAAUAAAAUUAUUUUGAAGAAUUAUAAA
Messenger RNA from Episyrphus balteatus (marmalade hoverfly), 862 nucleotides. RefSeq lists its product as uncharacterized. NCBI's taxonomy places the organism in Eukaryota, Metazoa, Arthropoda, Insecta, Diptera, Syrphidae. The record is from RefSeq and is a predicted model, not a curated record. The transcript is spliced from 3 exons. Bases 85 to 552 code for a protein of 155 amino acids.